This is a messenger RNA of Leishmania braziliensis MHOM/BR/75/M2904, 8379 nucleotides long. RefSeq lists its product as hypothetical. Bases 1 to 8379 code for a protein of 2792 amino acids. The transcript has a single exon. NCBI's taxonomy places the organism in Eukaryota, Euglenozoa, Kinetoplastea, Trypanosomatida, Trypanosomatidae. The record is from RefSeq and is a predicted model, not a curated record.
AUGAGCACCAACAAUGAUAUCGAGCGUCAAAUCAUGAUGGAAAUGGAAGCAGAGAUCCAUCGAUCGCAAGGGCAUCGUCGUGAUCUAUACUCUAGCCCUCCACCCUUUGAAAUCACCCCUAUCACGGAGGACCCGAUGGAGGUCACCAGGAAGGCAGAGGUAGAGCGAAUUCAGCGUGAAAUCGAAGAGCGCCUCCGCCGGAAACAGAAACAGCAGCGUGACCCUCUGCAGUUGUCGCCAAGUUCCCUGCCCAAUCAAGGCGUGCCGGGUGCAAUCUACAGCUCUUUACAGCAGCCCCCAAACCUUGCCUCGUUAACUGGAGUCCACAGUCGUUCUACAGUCGAUGCAUCUCUUACCAGUGAGCCUAAGGACGACGCCGAGUCUGAAGGUCUGUCCGAACUUCGCCAAAAGGAGGAGGAACAGGCGAGGAGAGAUACGGAGAAUAAAACACCAAUGAAUGCGGAGGAUAACCUGAGCAGCAGCGCCUCCGUUCAAGUACUGCGGGAGGCGGAGGAGCAGGCCCGUCUGAGAGCGGAGGAAGAGGCUCGUCGUGAGGCGGAGGAGCAGGCCCGUCUGAGAGCGGAGGAAGAGGCUCGUCUGAGAGCGGAGGAAGAGGCCCGUCUGAGAGCGGAGGAAGAGGCUCGUCUGAGAGCGGAAGAAGAGGCCCGUCUGAGAGCGGAGGAGCAGGCUCGUCGGGAGGCGGAGGAGCAGGCCCGUCUGAGAGCGGAAGAAGAGGCCCGUCUGAGAGCGGAGGAGCAGGCUCGUCGGGAGGCGGAGGAGCAGGCUCGUCUGAGAGCGGAGGAAGAGGCUCGUCUGAGAGCGGAGGAGCAGGCCCGUCUGAGAGCGGAGGAGCAGGCCCGUCUGAGAGCGGAAGAAGAGGCUCGUCUGAGAGCGGAGGAAGAGGCUCGUCUGAGAGCGGAGGAGCAGGCUCGUCGUGAGGCGGAGGAGCAGGCUCGUCUGAGAGCGGAGGAAGAGGCUCGUCUGAGAGCGGAGGAAGAGGCUCGUCUGAGAGCGGAGGAAGAGGCUCGUCUGAGAGCGGAGGAGCAGGCCCGUCUGAGAGCGGAAGAAGAGGCUCGUCUGAGAGCGGAGGAAGAGGCUCGUCUGAGAGCGGAGGAGCAGGCUCGUCGUGAGGCGGAGGAGCAGGCUCGUCUGAGAGCGGAGGAAGAGGCUCGUCUGAGAGCGGAGGAAGAGGCUCGUCUGAGAGCGGAGGAAGAGGCCCGUCUGAGAGCGGAGGAAGAGGCUCGUCUGAGAGCGGAGGAAGAGGCUCGUCUGAGAGCGGAGGAGCAGGCUCGUCGUGAGGCGGAGGAGCAGGCUCGUCUGAGAGCGGAGGAAGAGGCUCGUCUGAGAGCGGAGGAAGAGGCUCGUCUGAGAGCGGAGGAGCAGGCUCGUCUGAGAGCGGAGGAGCAGGCCCGUCUGAGAGCGGAGGAGCAGGCCCGUCUGAGAGCGGAGGAGCAGGCUCGUCUGAGAGCGGAGGAAGAGGCUCGUCUGAGAGCGGAGGAAGAGGCUCGUCUGAGAGCGGAGGAGCAGGCCCGUCUGAGAGCGGAGGAGCAGGCUCGUCUGAGAGCGGAGGAGCAGGCCCGUCUGAGAGCGGAGGAGCAGGCCCGUCUGAGAGCGGAGGAAGAGGCUCGUCUGAGAGCGGAGGAGCAGGCUCGUCUGAGAGCGGAGGAAGAGGCUCGUCUGAGAGCGGAGGAACAGGCCCGUCUGAGAGCGGAGGAGCAGGCUCGUCUGAGAGCGGAGGAGCAGGCCCGUCUGAGAGCGGAGGAGCAGGCCCGUCUGAGAGCGGAGGAACAGGCUCGUCUGAGAGCGGAGGAACAGGCUCGUCUGAGAGCGGAGGAGCAGGCCCGUCUGAGAGCGGAGGAGCAGGCCCGUCUGAGAGCGGAGGAGCAGGCCCGUCUGAGAGCGGAGGAACAGGCCCGUCUGAGAGCGGAGGAAGAGGCCCGUCUGAGAGCGGAGGAGCAGGCUCGUCUGAGAGCGGAGGAAGAGGCUCGUCUGAGAGCGGAGGAGCAGGCUCGUCUGAGAGCGGAGGAGCAGGCUCGUCUGAGAGCGGAGGAGCAGGCCCGUCUGAGAGCGGAGGAGCAGGCCCGUCUGAGAGCGGAAGAAGAGGCUCGUCUGAGAGCGGAGGAGCAGGCUCGUCUGAGAGCGGAGGAAGAGGCUCGUCUGAGAGCGGAGGAGCAGGCCCGUCUGAGAGCGGAGGAGCAGGCUCGUCUGAGAGCGGAGGAGCAGGCCCGUCUGAGAGCGGAGGAGCAGGCCCGUCUGAGAGCGGAGGAGCAGGCCCGUCUGAGAGCGGAGGAGCAGGCCCGUCUGAGAGCGGAGGAGCAGGCUCGUCGUGAGGCGGAGGAGCAGGCCCGUCUGAGAGCGGAGGAGCAGGCUCGUCGUGAGGCGGAGGAGCAGGCUCGUCUGAGAGCGGAGGAAGAGGCCCGUCUGAGAGCGGAGGAAGAGGCUCGUCUGAGAGCGGAGGAGCAGAGUGCGCCGCAGCAAGGGUUGUGUUUAUACCCUUAUGGAAGUGGAAGGUUAUCGUCAGGUGAGUGUGAGGUGCAGAGUGAGGGAAGAAGCGAUUCUAAAGACUCUGCCUCCGAGACCAUUAGCCGGUACUCGCUCUCUACUCUAGAGGCCAACCGCAAUGACAACGGUAUCCUCUCGAGGACGGAAGAAACGUCUGUGAAGGGCAUAACGAAUGAGGCUUCGAUUGAGAGCUUUGAGGCGACCCUGUCCGCGGAGCUGAAAACGCACGGACUCAUAGAGGAUGCGGUCAGGUGUAGCCGAAUUGAUGUGCAUCGAUACGAGACUAUUCGCGAGUCGGGAAAGUGCUUGUUUCCUCCCAGAGAGAUUACGGGGGAGGUGCCGGCGCACGCAAAAGUGCAGCUGGGCUUCUUCUCUGCCAAGCAGACGAUCAUCGCUCUUCAGCGUCCGCAUCAGAAGUCGAACGCCGACCGCGAGCGGCCGUGUGGGGCAGGUGAGCGCUCGCUUAGCACCCUCAAGUGUUAUUUCGAGUCCGAGGUGCUGAGUGAUCGCACCCUCACGGUGGAUGACGAUGAUUACCCGCAUAACGCCCUCACGGAACGUCUUCUGACGAGGGCAGAGCUAAUGAAGGGUGAUAGUGCCAUGGUACGGAAGGCUGUUUCACAGAUUUCCUACGGCGACCCGAUUCAGGUGUUGGAGAGGGCGUAUCAGAACAGCAAGGUGGACGAUGAUGCGGCGACCAAGUCGACGGCGGCAAAUUUGUGGGUGAGCGAUAUUGACACCCGCAAGCCGAUUCCAGCAAUGCGCACCUUCACCGGGGGCUUUGUAUAUUGUAUUGGUGUGACGAACAUCAGCAACCGAGUAAUGGAGCUGCACGGAGUGGGGACCGAUCCGCUUGUCAUUGCGGCAGCCCUGUACAGCUGGACGGAGCGGCAGAAGGUAAAAGUGUCUGAAACGUUCUACUUUGACUCCGAGCUGGACGUCUUCUAUCCUCAGAAGCAGCGCAGCGAGCUUGCAAAGAAGAACCAGGUCGUGGCCUUUGUGCCAAACGAGUUCAAGGGCACACUGCAUCUCGUGAUACGUGUGUACCGACCCUGCUGCGAGGACUUCGACACCUACGUCGAUUUGUACAGCCGUGCGGACCGCUAUAAGCAGAUCCACGUUGCUCCUAUGAAGCAAGCGACGUUGCUACUGACCCAGGUGUCUGAUGUGCUGGAGGAGCUGGGCUGGAACUCGGUUCCGCUGCAGGACGAGGCAAACCACCUGUCUACGAAACUCUCCGUCGAUCGUCUCUACUGCAAGGGCUUCUCUGAUGCGGAUAUGUUCAAGGUGAUAAAGGACGAGCGCUGGCGCGGCACCCAGAAGGCGCUGCCAGUGGACAUGGUCUUCUCCGUCUCAGAUUUGAGCAACCACGAAGUGGCUUUUCCAUCCGAUCACUCAGAGCCGACGCCAGAGGAGAACGAAUCGAAGGUGAGCCUGCUCGACCCUGAUGUGCCGGGUGCUCGUCCGGUCAUCUACCGCUACUCGCCGUGUUGCAUCCCAAUCCUCAACGCCGGUUACUUCACGACGUACAACAACGUGUACUACUUCUGCGUAUCGAAGCUGAAGGUGAUGUACACAGGCACCCUCCGCAACAUCCCCGCUUCGCAUCACACCUACGCCUUUCAGAUUUGUGUGAAAGCCAAGGACGAUGGGCUCUCGGAGGAGGGUGCGAUAAGGUGCAUCUACGGACGUGGGCUGUCGAACCUGUCAAUGGAGACCACGGCGUGGUCGUCCUCGGUGCACAACUCGAAUGACAUGGUACUGAACGACGAGUUCAAGAUACAAUUGCCGCUAAACCUCUCCGACCACCAUCACAUCUUCAUCACCCUCUAUGCCGUGUGCCCGAGAAAAAAGCUACCAACGCUUGGGCAACCACGUACAAUUAAGAUCGGCUACGCCGCUGUGCCAUUGAUGAUGAACGGCGUGGUACAGGUGCACGACAGCAUCGACAUUAAGUUUGUGGCGUACGAUCAGGCCGCCAUUGCGGCCGCAGGUGGGUACCUGAAGAGCUUUGCAGAGGCUCCCGCGAGCUUUCUUCUCAACAAUGGCGAAGGCGUCGUCAGGGCUUCCAGUCAGACCAAGACGACGGUACACGCAUCCAACCGCAUCAUUGCAUCUGUCUUCCGACAGUGCCCUCCUUCUAUUGCAGAGAUGAAGAAGAACGACAAGGUACUUGACCAGUGCGGAGAGCUGCAGAAUCUGCCUGGGAUGGAGCCGGACCUGCACCGCAGCGUGAUCAGCCUCAUUGCACAGCUUCCGUUGGCAGAGAUUCUGGCCUUUUACCCCUUUCUCAGCGCAUACGCCUUCUCCCUCAUCGGUUCCGGCUCGGCAACGGUGUCGCUGGCUAACCGCAUGCACAUGCUUGACGUCCUUCUCAGCAUUACGUCCAAGGCGCAGCACUACGACACAUCCGCUCACACAAUACGUCGACGUCACAACGCCGAAGGGCUGACACCACAAGUAUUCGUCAAGACAAGCGUUGGUAGUCUUCUGUACCACUUCCUGUCCAAUGACACCCUCUAUGAGGGCGCUGAGUGUAGGUACAAACGCCGCCUCUACAGUGGUAUGGCCGAGGUGUGGCUGAACCUACUUCGAGUGUUAGCGCAGCAGCCUAACGGCGGCGGGGCGAACGCAUGGAAUGAAGACAGCGACGCUAUUCCAACGCCUUCCUCCUCUGCUAACUCUACCAGUCCUAACCGUGGCAGGAAGGCACCGCCGCCGGCUCGAAGCAUUCUGCGUGAGAUGAGCAAUCUGUCGUGGUUUCUCUUCGACAUAAUCUUGCGGUCCAUGUGUCUCUGGGCAGUCGAGAACCCGGCGGUGCCCCGCCAGGAGCUCUUCCAUUCAUCUUUCUACACCACCGUGGCAGAGCUCUGCAUUCUGGCACUGUCGCAGUUGUCCACCUUUGACGAGAGUCAGCUUGUGCACUACGUCGCUAUCUUUGUGCGCAGUCUGAUGCACUACGCCGACCGUGGUCGCGUGUUGAUGAUCUACAAACGCAUUACUGCUUACUUCGAGGAGGAGGGCAACUUUGAGAGCCUUACCAACUUCCUCAAGUACGUCCUGGAAGGCCCGGACACGAUUUACCUGCUGUUGCCCUCCACCGGUGCGGCGCACCCCGUCUUCCUCACACACAUUGUCGUUCACUCGUUCACCACUCUUCUGAUCAACCCGAACCGUGUCACACGGUCGAUCGCUACCGACGUGCUGUAUUCAUUUCUGCGCCGCCUCGCCAACGACUCAGGCACGCCGAGCGAAAACCUCACCUGCAUCGCGACACAGCUGUUUGUGCUGGUACGCAACCUUGGCCCGCACUGGAAGGCAAUCACGCAGCCCAAUGACAAGAUUCCGAUUGAGGUGUUUCAGCGGGACAAGCGGCAACUAUCGAUGACGUGCCUGUGGAUUCUCUACUAUACGCCCCGCCGCACGAUUCGGCAAUGGCUGCAGGAAGAGCUGGAUGGAAAGAUCAUUGCCGGGAUGAUGCAGAUCGUGGCCGAGUCGCAGUCUACCUUCCGGUACACCGCCACCCCCGGCACAGGCGGUGCAAAUGACACGACAAGUGAGACAGAGAAGAAGCGGGUGUGGGAAGCUCGCAUCGCGACCUUUGUGACCGCUAUCGGCACUCAACUGUGCAGUGUCUUUCUGAAUGACAUUCCGAAGGUGCUGUGCACGGUGCGUGAAUGCAGUCCUCACACCGCCGUCUUCCCCUUCUUUGUAAUGCUGGAGUCGGUGCUCAACUUGGGCAACUCCACCAUUUCCCUUCAAAUGAGCUCCGCUGUGCUGCACGAGGUGGUGUGCAAGCUGUUCCCGGAGAUUAUCAGCCGCAAGGCGAGGAUGGGGAACGGCAUGGUGCUCCUCACCUUCCGUCUCAUGAGCAGUUGCUGCCAGUACGUUCGCACCUCUGCGAGCUGUACGUUCCUGCUGAUGAGUCAGGUCUUCUUCUCAUGGAAGAACUCGCUGUCCAAGAUCCGUUCGCUGACUGCGAACGCGCUCGUCUCCGUAGCGGAAUCGCGCGUGAGAGAUCUGCGUCUCGCUGGGCGCUUCAUCGAGUUCCAGUUCGAUGAAUUGAUCGAGAGGGCCAAGGUGGAGGAGGCGGACUACACGGCGCCGUCGCCCGACUUCGCCUCUCGCUACGAGGACGACUCGAACACACCUGGCGGUGAUGCACAGAUGAAGUACAAACAAAAGGUCGAGGACCUGGCUAUGAGCGUGCGGCGAAAUCUUCCCAUCUCGCGCUACUUGCUGGAGAGGUCGAACGUGCCAGACCAGCAGCCACCACGUUUCUCUGACGAGUUUGCCGCCAUGUCAGCGACGGUGCUCAGCCUCUUCGACGAUGUGUUGCGUCUGCAGAUGGACGACUCGAUGAAGUUCAAGGAGGCGAAGGCGACGGCGUACUUUGAGGUGUUCCGCAACUUUCUGCGGCAGAACGCGCUGAAGGAGGCCCUGAAGUGGCUCUACCGACUGCACGACGCACACAGAGCAAACGGCGACUAUCUGGAGGCGGGCAUGGUGCUGGUGUUCAUUGCGGCCCUGUGCUUCCGUGUCACGGAGGUUUUCUACUUUGUGAAGGGGAAAGACUCGAAGGGGGCCCGCAUGCCGUUUGAAGUUCUCUCUCAUGUCUUCUGGCACGACUACGUGCGCAUCCUGCCCGAGGUGGAUAUGUUAUUUCCUGCAGACACGGUGUACGGAGUUGUGUCGGAGCUGUACGUAUGCCCCGACGACGCGUGCUUCUCCAUGGAGGGCCAGGUGAAGGCACUGAAGGAGGCGGCCGAGUAUCAGGACAAGGGUCAGUACUACGAGUACUCGCUGCAGACAAUAGGCAUUGUGAACAAGUACCUGGAGGCGGUCAGCGACUUCAAAGGGUCGUCGGUGGUGCAUAUGGCUAUGUCCACCUGGUGCACUGCCAUCGCAGAGCCCAAAUCGAGACGGCACAACAAUCGCUACUUCCUCGUAUGGGCUCGCAUGGAGCGUGACUCACCUCCCAAGUCGCGUAAGGAGCUGCAAGAGGAAGCAAAUGACGGCAUGGUAGGAGAGAAGUUGCACGGACUGCCGAACGACAAGCCUAUUCGCCGCAUCUACAAGAUGCCUACUAUCACCACUCUGGACGAGUUCAAAAGCUACGCCAAGGCCUACGUAGAGUCGCUCUUCUCUGACACCUCGCUGGUGCGACUGACAGACGACUUGACAGAUACCUUGCCGGCCCUGCCGGAGCCUGACUCGAAGCGCAAACGCGUUGCUGCUGUGCACCGCCAGCCGAAUCACUGCAUGGUGACAGUAAGCGAGGUACAGCCGUACUUCGCGAAGGGUACCCCCGUCCCCCCCGACGGCUUUGACCACUCUAUGCACAUUAGCUACUUUGAGAACACCGUGAGCAUUGGCAGCCGUGAAGAGGUGACGGACGGUCGCAAACUCGACCUCAUGGCGCAGCGUAUGAGUGUGAGCACUUACGAGCUGGAGCGCUCCUUUCCCUCCACGACGUCGGCCAUCGACAUCGCUAAGACGCAUCAGGUAGUUCUUAAUCCAUUCCAGACCGCAGAGGAGAUACUGAACAGCCGACGAGAGGCCAUUAACCAGGCCCCAGUCAAUGACGCCUUGAUCACGGUGCUGCGCAAGGCAUUCUCACCAAAGGGACUGCCGCCCGGUGCGUACAUGAAGGAGGUGAUCGCAGUCAUGGGCGACCACCCUGAAGUGAUUCACGCGGUGCGGGCACUCAGCACUCUCGCCCGUGCGAAACUCGACGCCUGCGUGGGGAUGGACGCCAUGGUCAAGAACCCCGAAGACUACGCGCUGGUGCUGAAGGCGGUGACCGACAUCGAGUGCUGCUUGGUAGCCAUGGAUGCUCCUGACGAGAAUGGUCGCACUAGCAGCAGUGGCAUCUAG